Molecule: messenger RNA, 1042 nt
Organism: Diceros bicornis minor
Lineage: Eukaryota; Metazoa; Chordata; Mammalia; Perissodactyla; Rhinocerotidae
Product: ral guanine nucleotide dissociation stimulator-like
Exons: 6
Coding region: 313-687 (124 amino acids)
Biological process (GO): Ras protein signal transduction; positive regulation of GTPase activity
Cellular component (GO): plasma membrane
Molecular function (GO): guanyl-nucleotide exchange factor activity
Source: RefSeq, a predicted model, not a curated record
CAGAAAUCUACACCCAGUUGAAACUCAAAGUGGUCAAAACAGAGGUGCUCUGUAGAGCUGGGGAAUGGAGACCCCAGUGACCAACAGGAGAGCCCCCGCCCAGUCCCACGAGACCUUAGCGCUCAGAGGAGUCCAGUGAGAACACUCCUCCAGGCAGGUUGCAUCUCUUGGGUUUGCAAAGAAAAGGGAUUUGCACUCAGACCCCUCACUUUAUCCCCCAAUUUAUCCUUCCUUCUUUCCACUCCCCUCAGGGAGAGCUCAGAAAAACUUAAGGAGCUCUGUAGCCAUGACAAGUCCUUGAGAAGAGAAUUGAUGACCAAGGAGGGGCCCUCCACGUUUGCCCCCCCGGAGAUCAUCCCCCAGAGAGUGCAGGAGAAGCAGCAGCAGCAGCAGCAGCAGCAGCAGCAGCAGCAGCAGCAGGGUGUCGUCCCCUAUCUUGGCACUUUCCUCGGUGACCUGCUGAUGCUGCACCUGGCGAUGGGUGAUUAUCUCGAGGGGAAUGAGAUCAACCUUCAGAAAAGGACUGAGGAAUACCGAGUCAUGAGGGAGAUCCUGCUGCUCCAGGUGGCUGCAAAGAAUUACAACCUAGAGCCCGAGGAGCGAUUUGGGGCCUGGUUCCAGGACAUGGAGCUGCUCAAUGAGAAUGAUAGCUACAGCCUGUCCUGCCAGCUAUGGCCCCAGGCCUAAUUGGCCAGCAGAAUACUCAAGGCCAAGAAGAACCGGCUAUCAUCAAGGUCAGGGGUGAGUGAGUGUCUGGGCCGGGGUGACUGACUCCUAGGGGUUCAGUAAAGCUUCGGGCUAAGCGUGGCCUUUGGGAGUCGGACAGCUGGCACUGGGAUCCCAGCUCCACUACUGAGCAGUCCUGUGACUGGGGUGACUCUCUCCAGCUUCCUGAGACUCUGUUUCCUCCUCUAUAAAAUAGGUGAUACUAAAUGAUCGCUCAUGUGACAGGGACAAAUGGGGUACUGGUGGCUGACAGCACUGAGCACAGGGACUGGAGCACCCAGUGCAGUGGGGACAGGGUGUGGCGCCAUGGUUCUGA